AUGAAAAAGCGGGAGGAAAGUUUAAAGGAACAAUUUUAUAAUAGUUCUUUUGCCGAAAAAGCCCGUUUAAAAAGAGAAUUAACUGACCUCCAAGAAGAGAUGUUUGAAAAGAAAGAUGCAGGGAUAUUUUUAAAGAUUGAUAUUAAAAAAGAGGAGUCAUUACAGAGUCGGGCUAAUCCGAGCGCCAGUGAUAAAAAACCUAAACAGGUUUUUGGCGAUUAUUGGGAAAUCGCUCAGGAAGAAAUAAUAAAUGACAUUAAGUCUAGUGAUUUAGGUCAAGCCGAUUAUGAUGAAAUAUUAAAAUUAGUUCGCCAAGCCAAACAAAAACAUGAAAUUAUUUCCGCAGCGGAAGCCCAACGAACGGGUAAAAAAGUUUAUUAUCAAAAGAUUUGUAAUUUAAGUGAUAAAAUUACUAUUCGGCAUUAUGACGAAAAGUCUGACAAGUCAUAUUUGGGAACCAUUGAAGGCCAGUGA
Messenger RNA from Ambispora leptoticha, 474 nucleotides. NCBI's taxonomy places the organism in Eukaryota, Fungi, Glomeromycota, Glomeromycetes, Archaeosporales, Ambisporaceae. The record is from the annotation of a GenBank genome assembly.